Molecule: messenger RNA, 486 nt
Organism: Trichoderma atroviride IMI 206040
Lineage: Eukaryota; Fungi; Ascomycota; Sordariomycetes; Hypocreales; Hypocreaceae
Source: RefSeq, a predicted model, not a curated record
AUGCCUCAGGAGGCAGAGGUAGAUACUCUGAGCAAAGUCGGUCGCGGUGGAGCAGGCAAUUAUGUUUCCUCAAAGCAGGCAGCAGAGGCAACCAAAGAUCUUGAAGCGCAACGACUGAAGGCCCUCGCCUCCGCCCCGUCUCCGGCCCCGUCGCAAGGAUCCGCAAGGGCAGGCCGUGGAGGCGCCGGCAACUUCGCCGACCCGACGCAGGCCGCGCAGAGCCAGGACCAGCUCGCAGACGAGACGGGCGCCGCAGUGGCAUCGCGCCUGAAGAGGCAUCCGCAGCCUCACCGGGCAGGCUGGUCGGGACGCGGCGGGGCGGGCAACUUCAACGCGGAACAGGCUGCUGAGCGCGAGAGGCAGCUGGAGGAGGAAGACAAGGGCAAGGCGGCUGAGCUGGAUAGGAAGAUCAAGGAGGCAGUUGAGGGGGCGUUGAGGCCUCCUGAGAGGGCACACCAGCAUCAGAGAAAGGAGGAGGAGGAGGAG